Carlito syrichta (Philippine tarsier) is the source of this 1520-nucleotide messenger RNA. Its product is annotated as zinc finger protein 85-like. Gene Ontology annotation, molecular function: DNA-binding transcription repressor activity, RNA polymerase II-specific. Gene Ontology annotation, biological process: negative regulation of transcription by RNA polymerase II. The transcript is spliced from 4 exons. Bases 17 to 1516 code for a protein of 499 amino acids. Lineage: Eukaryota; Metazoa; Chordata; Mammalia; Primates; Tarsiidae. The record is from RefSeq and is a predicted model, not a curated record.
UCUCGGAAACAGUGGCAUGUCUUUGCUUCUUCCUUUUUCGCCCUGUGAGAUGCAGGUCCGGGGAGUCAGUAAGGAAGACGCUGGGACACCCAGAAGCCGGGAGAUGGGGUUGUUGUCAUUCAAGGAUGUGGCCAUAGAAUUCUCUCCAGAGGAGUGGGAAUGCCUAGACUCCCCUCAGCGAAUAUUGUACAGGACUGUGAUGUUAGAGAACCAUAGAAACCUGGUUUUUCUAGGACUUGCUGACUCUAAGUCAGACCUCAUCAUGCAUCUGGAGCAAAGGAAAGAGCCCUGGGAUGUGAAGAGACAUGACAUAUUAGCCAAACUUCCAGCUGUGACUUCUCAUUACACUGAAGACCUUUUGCUAGAGAAGAGCAUAGAAGACUCACUUGCAAAGGUGCCAGUGGGAAAAUAUGAUAAAUAUAGCCAUAAGAACAUAUGCUUACAAAAAUCUUGGGAAAGUGUGCAUGAGGCUGAAGACCAGAUAGAAUGCUCAGUUGUAAAUAACCAUUACAAAUGUAACAAGAGUGGGAAAGUCUUUCAUCAACACUCCAAAUUUGUUAUCCACCAGAGUAUCCAUAUUUCUGAAAUGGCUUUCAAACAUGAAUAUAGCAAAACAUUUAACUGGUCCUCAAAAUGUAGUCAACAUCAAAUGAAUAGUGGAGGAAAUAUACACAAUGUAUGUGGGAAAGUAUUUAAGAAAUCAUCCUAUUUAAAUAAACAUGAAAAAAUCCAUAGGGGAGAGAGAGUCUCCAAAAGUGAAAAACAUGACAAAGCCCUUAGCUAUUACUCAUGUCAUUCACAACACCAGAAAAUUCAUUGUGGAGAGAAACUCUAUAAAUGUGAAGAAUGUGAUAAAGCCUUUACUUGGUAUCCACAUCUUAGUCACCAUCAGAGAAUCCAUACUGCACAUAAACCCAACCAAUAUCAAAUAUGUGACAAAUCCUUUCAUCAGUACUCAAAUGAUAAUCAACAUCAAAGAUACCAUACUGGAGAGAAACCCUGCAAAUGUGAAGAAUGUGGCAAAGCCUUUCACUCUCAAGGAGAAUUUGCUGGACAUAAGACCAUUCAUACUGGAGAGAAACCCUAUAAAUGUGCAGAAUGUGGCAAAGCCUUUCACUCUCAUUCACAUCUUACUCGACAUACGGUGAUCCAUACUGGUAAGACACCCUACAAAUGUGAAGAAUGUGGCAAAGCCUUUCACUGUCGUUCAAACCUUGCUCAACAUAUGAUGAUCCAUACUGGAGAGAAACCCUACAUAUGUGAAGAAUGUGGCAGAGCCUUUCGCACUCGUUCAAACCUUACUCGACAUAUGGUGAUCCAUACAGGAGAGAAACCCUACAAAUGUGAAGAAUGUGGCAAAACCUUUCACUCUCGUUCAAAACUUUCUAGACAUACAGUGAUCCAUAAUGAAAGGAAACCUUAUAAAUGUGAAGAAUGUGGCAAAACCUUUCACACUCAUUCAAAACUUACUUACCAUAUGGUGAUCCAUACUGGAGGGGAAACCCUACAAAUGUGAAGAA